Prunus dulcis (almond) is the source of this 1780-nucleotide messenger RNA. RefSeq names its product putative F-box/FBD/LRR-repeat protein At4g03220. The record is from RefSeq and is a predicted model, not a curated record. Bases 240 to 1757 code for a protein of 505 amino acids. Gene Ontology annotation, molecular function: protein binding. The transcript is spliced from 6 exons. NCBI's taxonomy places the organism in Eukaryota, Viridiplantae, Streptophyta, Magnoliopsida, Rosales, Rosaceae.
UAUUAACAAAAACAAAGUUCUAAUGAUUUGAGCAACACCAAAAUUAGACGAAAAUGGGGACUUGCCGGCCAUAUUCUCCGUUUCACAGCUACCAGAUCGGUAGCCUUAUCAGCUUUCAGCAUCUGAAGCUCUUUCAGUACUGCUCGUCUCUUCGUCUCCAAGGUUGGAACAGAGGCUUUCGUCUUCAAUAAACUUUAGGUGUAAGGUGCUAUUACAAAAACAAAAGGACAACAAGUAUCAUGGGACCUAAGCGCAAGUUAUUGGCAACUACAAGUUCUCAGGCUCAAGGAGCUUGUCCUGACCAUAUGAAAGAUAGAUUUAGUAAUCUGCCCGACGAAGUUGCUCAUCAAAUUCUUUCAUCAGUUUCUAUAUUGGAUCUCACUCGUUUCGGCACUUUAUCCAAAAAGUGCAGAGAACUUUAUCUGUCAACGCCCUCAUUGAAUUUUGAUGAAUUUAACAACUGGAAUAAAUCCUCUUAUGCUAAGCAAUUCAAGUUGUUGAGUUCUUUGGAUAAGUUCUUGGUCCAUCGUAGGGAGAAUAAGAUACAAUGCUUUCGUAUUUGUUGGAGUCUCAGUUACGGAAAAGCUGCAAGUCUCUAUAACGAGCUUUACCGAGUAGUCACGUGGAUCCAUAUGGCAGUAAGGUGUAAUGUUGAAGUGCUUGAUCUUGAGUUGAGGAUACCUGAUACGACAAGGCUAGAGUUGCCAUCUUGCAUCUUUCUUUGUGGAUCUUUGAGGUCUCUAUCAGUGCACUGCAAUAAAAUUCUUACAGCGCCCUCCUUGGUUAGUUCCACUAAUCUUCAGUACUUAAAGUUGACAAAUGUUACAGUAGAUGAGGGGCUUUGCAAAUGGAUAUCGUGUUCUUGCAAAUGCAUUAAGGAAUUGCAUCUUGAACAUCUGUGGCUUGAGCUUGUUCACGGGGCAAAACAGAUCACCAUCAGCAGCUCAUCUCUGGAAACCCUGCGUUUCAUUUCGUGCUAUGCUUAUUACAGUUUUCAAAACCCCAGUGGCAACUUUCAUCUUAACAUCUCAGGUGAAAGGCUUGAAGACAUCUACAUUGACUGGAAAGUUAUCCCAACCGGUCACUCGAUAAGCAUUUUCGCUCCGAAUCUUAAACACUUGAAAUGGAUUGGAACUUUGGCGAGCCGCCAAUAUCUGGAGAAAUUGAUGUGUCUAGAAAAAGCGGAGAUUUUUCUCCAUCCCAGGAGUGAGGAUUUCAGCAAACUAUUCAGUGUGCUUUCCAGUAUCCACAGUGUUAAACUUCUUGUUCUAAAUGAAGAGACCACAAAGGCUCUAACCAAGGAACGACGAUCUCUGCCAAGAAUAUUUGAUAAUCUUGGUCACAUCUGUAUACAGAGUACAUGUUUGAAUGAUGGCCUAGUUCCGGCAUUGGCCUCUCUUUUUAGAGGGAUGCGUCAUCUGAAUACUUUUCACAUGAAGUAUGAGCCAAUUAUACCCCUCUUGUUUACCAAACAUGUUGAAGCAAGCAGAUUUGAUCGUGAAUACUGGAAAUCCCAAAAUUUGGCUAUCAUUGAUCAGCUUGAGGAGGUAACUGUUGAGCUUUCCAGUGGGAGUAAUGAGUUGGAGUUUGCAAGGUAUAUUUUGGAGGGUGCCAAGAAUCUGAAGAAAAUGGUUAUAGUUUAUUUGCCCCAUCAAUCAACUCGAAUUGAAGCAGUAAAUGAAAUUGAGAUGAACUCCCCUGCAACAAUUGUCUUUAAGAAAAGACCCAGAAGGCCCAAGCCCUCUUAUUCCCCUUGAGCAUUAUCUCAAGUGGUUUAAAU